Cariama cristata (Red-legged seriema) is the source of this 2217-nucleotide messenger RNA. It is a transcript of the gene USP15, whose product is annotated as ubiquitin specific peptidase 15. NCBI's taxonomy places the organism in Eukaryota, Metazoa, Chordata, Aves, Cariamiformes, Cariamidae. The record is from RefSeq and is a predicted model, not a curated record. The annotation marks the transcript as partial. Gene Ontology annotation, molecular function: cysteine-type deubiquitinase activity. Gene Ontology annotation, biological process: protein deubiquitination. The transcript is spliced from 14 exons.
UGUCUGAGCAACACACCUCCUCUUACAGAAUACUUCCUCAAUGAUAAAUACCAAGAAGAGCUGAAUUUUGACAAUCCUUUAGGAAUGCGAGGUGAAAUAGCAAAAUCUUAUGCAGAGCUUAUCAAGCAAAUGUGGUCAGGAAAAUACAGCUAUGUUACUCCAAGAGCAUUUAAGACACAAGUGGGACGAUUUGCACCACAGUUUUCUGGUUAUCAGCAACAAGAUUGUCAAGAGCUACUGGCUUUUCUCUUGGAUGGAUUACAUGAGGAUUUGAAUCGAAUUAGGAAAAAGCCUUAUAUUCAGUUAAAGGAUGCAGAUGGGAGACCAGACAAGGUGGUUGCUGAAGAAGCCUGGGAAAACCAUUUAAAAAGAAAUGAUUCCAUCAUUGUAGAUAUAUUUCAUGGCCUUUUUAAAUCCACCUUAGUUUGUCCUGAAUGUGCUAAGAUAUCUGUAACCUUUGAUCCCUUUUGUUACUUGACACUUCCAUUACCGAUGAAAAAAGAACGCACUUUGGAAGUUUAUUUAGUUAGAACGGAUCCACUUGCAAAGCCUAUGCAGUACAAAGUAGUUGUUCCCAAAAUUGGAAAUAUAUUGGAUCUUUGCACAGCAUUGUCGACUUUGUCUGGUGUUGCCGCAGAUAAGAUGAUUGUUACUGAUAUAUACAAUCACAGGUUCCACAGGAUAUUUGGCAUGGAUGAAAAUCUAAGUAGUAUUAUGGAACGUGAUGACAUUUAUGUAUUUGAAAUUGCUAUCAAUAGAACAGAAGAUACAGAACAAGUUAUAAUUCCUGUUUGUUUAAGGGAAAAGUUCAGGCACACUAGCUACAGCCAUAGUGGUUCUUCACUGUUUGGUCAACCUUUUCUCAUAGCAGUGCCUAGAAACAAUACGGAAGAUAAACUGUAUAACCUGCUGCUGCUAAGAAUGUGCCGAUACGUAAAAACAUGUACGGAAAGUGAAGACUCUGAAGGAUCCCUACAUUGCUGUAAGGACCAUGGUAUCAAUGGUAAUGGCCCAAAUGGAAUACAUGAAGAAGGAUCUCCAAGUGAAAUGGAAACAGAUGAACAAGAUGAUGAAUCCAGCCAGGAUCAGGAACUUCCUUCAGAGAAUGAAAACAGCCAGUCAGAAGACUCAGUUGGAGGUGACAAUGACUCUGAAAAUGGAUUAUGUACUGAGGAUACUUGCAAAGGUCAACCACUCACGGGACACAAAAAGCGAUUGUUUACAUUCCAGUUCAAUAAUUUAGGCAAUACUGACAUAAACUACAUCAAAGAUGAUACCAGGCAUAUUAGAUUUGAUGAUAGGCAACCUAGGCUUGACGAAAGAUCUUUCCUUGCUUUGGAUUGGGAUCCUGAAUUGAAGAAGAGAUACUUUGAUGAUAGUGCAGCGGAGGAUUUUGAAAAACAUGAAAGUGUGGAAUAUAAGCCUCCCAAAAAGCCUUUUGUGAAAUUAAAAGAUUGCAUUGAGCUGUUCACAACAAAGGAAAAACUAGGUGCUGAAGACCCAUGGUAUUGUCCAAACUGUAAAGAACAUCAGCAGGCUACUAAGAAGUUAGACUUGUGGUCACUGCCCCCCGUACUGGUAGUUCAUCUAAAGCGCUUUUCCUACAGCAGAUAUAUGAGGGACAAGUUGGAUACAUUGGUUGACUUUCCAAUAAACGACUUGGACAUGUCAGAGUUCCUUAUUAAUCCCAAUGCAGGGCCUUGCCGCUACAACUUGAUUGCUGUCUCCAACCACUAUGGAGGAAUGGGAGGAGGGCAUUAUACUGCCUUUGCAAAAAAUAAGGAUGAUGGAAAAUGGUACUACUUUGAUGACAGUAGUGUGUCCACUGCAUGUGAGGACCAAAUAGUGUCCAAAGCAGCGUAUGUGCUCUUCUACCAGAGACAGGACACCAUCAGUGGAACUGGCUUUUUCCCUCUUGACCGGGAAACCAAACAAGGUGCUUCAGCUGCCACAGGCAUCCCACUAGAAAGUGAUGAAGACAGCAAUGAAAAUGAUAAUGAUAUAGAAAAUGAAAAUUGUAUGCACACUAACUAAUGGAAGAACUAGAAGCCAUAAAAGAGACUUUCUUACUGGGGAUACCUAUUGAAAGAGGGAAAUUGCCCACCAAAUUAAGAAUAAAAAUCUGAGAUGGGGAAUUUCAGAUAACAGAAUGUAAAUCUUUAUUACAUUUUAACAUGUGCAGUACUUGAAGCGAAACAAUAAAAACUUAAACAGAAA